This is a messenger RNA of Bipolaris oryzae ATCC 44560, 906 nucleotides long. RefSeq lists its product as uncharacterized. The record is from RefSeq and is a predicted model, not a curated record. The transcript is spliced from 4 exons. The coding region runs from base 1 to 906 and encodes 301 amino acids. NCBI's taxonomy places the organism in Eukaryota, Fungi, Ascomycota, Dothideomycetes, Pleosporales, Pleosporaceae.
AUGACAUACACCAAGAAGCAAAUCGUCACAUGCCUAAGCGUCCUGUAUCUUGUAAUUGCGACUGCACUUGCUGGUUACGCUGCCUCCCGUGCGAACGCCCGUUCCGUCCCCAUCGCAAAGACGCUGACCGGCUUCACCACGGCGCUUCCCAUUGUCUCUGGCCUGCUUCUCCAACUGGGCUAUGGCCUGACCCGUCGCCGCGAGCGCCACCAGCGACUGGGCCGUGGCGACACCCAGCAACCCCCGCUCGUCAUCAUCGCUAACACGCUCAUCUUCAUCUACUCAACUGUCAUCAUCACCCUGUCCGGCACCCAUGUUGCCCCUGCUGCCAGCCUAGACUGCGGUCUGCGAGAGCGCUGGCAGACGCUGUUCAGGCACAAGGAUGCAGCCGCCAUUCAACAGAUUCAGGACGCCUUUAGUUGCUGCGGCCUGGCAAACUCACGUGACAUGGCUUGGCCCUUUCCAGACCGCACCCAUGAUUCGCGUGCAUGCGAAGCCACGUACCAUGGUAGAGCCAGCGGAUGCUUGGUUGCGUGGAAAGCUGAGGAGCAAAAGAUUGCCGGCUUACUCAUGACCGUUGUGGGUAUGGUCUUUCUCUGGCAGUUUGCCAUUAUCGCCAUACCUACCCAACAGGAUUCGUGGCUCCAUAAAUUUGUCCCAGACCGCCUUUCUCGCGUCCUUGCUGGUGACGAAGGCGGUGAUGCUGACUCCCGGCGUGCCAUUGACUAUGUUCCUGGCUACAACCGCUACUCGGAUCGCAUCGAGGAAGAAGCUGAAGAUGACCAUGGGCAGACCCCUGGACGUGCAAUUGAAAACGGCAUUCGUCACACUGACCAUGUUUUCCCCUCACAGAUUGGACGCGACAGGCAGCCGUCUGUGGAGAAUGAGUGGUCGAGGGGAGCGUGA